AGAGAAACUAACCAAAAUAAACACCUUUGAUCCAUAUCCAUGCGCUCAUGCUCGUGCUUUCUGUUGAUUGCUCUUGUCCUGCAGCAGUGUUUGAAAAAAAUUGAAAGAUAGAUUCAGAUCCUUAUAUUUAGAAUUCGGCCUGAUUUAAUAUAACGAUGAUGUCAUUUAUUCGGGUGGUUGCCCCACUGGCACGAGCUGUUCAUCGCCAAACUCCUAUUAUCGUAAAUGUGCAUCGAUUUGCUAGCGGAGGACCCCCUUCACUAUCUGCCCUGCAGAUAAAAAAGCGUAAGAGGAAGCCACUUGAGGACGAAGGAAAAAGGUUGAUGCCAGGGCAUUACUACAUGAGUGCAAUUCCAACUGCAGAGGAGUACGACUUGCAAGCGCUCAAAUCAGCUCUCUUGAAACAAGACUUGUACAAACCUACAUUUGUUGAUGAAGACGGUGCUUCAGAGCCAGAGGUUCUUCAUGCAACUGCCAAGUAUGAGGUUGGCUCAGAACCUAGAGAUAUUUUCUUUUUCCGAGAAGGGUCUCUGGUUGUUUGGAAUAUGAAUGAAAUUGAAAGUCAGGCUUUACUCACUUUCAUGAAGCCCUUCGAGUUGAGGAGUUUGACAGAAGAUGUUGCGGUCCAAGAAACAGAAUCCAUGACUUACAGCUACAGUGAACACAGAAAGAGUAGUCUUAUAGAUGGAAAUUUGGUCCUCUGGAAUGGAGGCGAAAAUCUGGUACUUGAAAAGUUCACUGUCUCCAAUGCGGUGGCUCUUUCUGUUAAACUGGGCUCAUGGGAAUCUGCAUUAGAAAAGUACAUCGACUCCAUAGAAUAUGUAACAGAGGACUUGAAAGCAGGUCGGGCCAUCAAAUUGAGCCAGUCUGAAGUGCUGCGGAAAACUGGCGAACUUUUUGCUCUGCGGCAUCUUAUAAACCUCCGGUCUGACUUGUUAGACACUCCAGAUUUCUAUUGGGACAGAGAGCACCUGGAACCAUUGUAUCUACGCAUGAUCAGCCACUUGAGCAUCAACAGACGCACUAGAGUGAUGAACGAAAGACUGAGCCAUUGCCUCGAGUUGGUCGAACUGCUCUCUGCUAAAUUGAGUGACAGGCAUCACGUUCGUCUGGAAUGGAUGAUCAUUGUGCUCAUCAUGGUGGAGGUCGCCUUCGAGUUUCUUCACUAUUACGACCGAAUUUUUGGAAACGAGUUGGAAACGCCCUCCAAAGAGGAAGACUGAAUCCAGUUAAGAGGUCGGCCCCUAGUCUGGCGAUCUCGUGGAUGAAGAAAUCGAUGUCUUCAUGGGUUACUCCUGAGCUCUGAACCACCAGUCUGAAGAAAUUUGGAAGGUGUCUCAGAGGCUGGUACGUCACCAUCAUGCUUCCCUCGCGCAUCAUUCUCUCCUUGAUUUUGGGUGCGACCUACAAAAAAGUGCCGCAAUUUAAUCAACAGUGCUUUAAAAACGUGAAAAGUGAAAUGACGAUAAAUAGACAAAAAUUUAAUGCCGAAGUUUGACAAUUUUAGUUAAAAUAUAAUGUUUCUGAGCUGUUAACUGAAUAUACCUUGUGAAGCUUUUCA
Molecule: messenger RNA, 1561 nt
Organism: Cloeon dipterum
Lineage: Eukaryota; Metazoa; Arthropoda; Insecta; Ephemeroptera; Baetidae
Product: required for meiotic nuclear division protein 1 homolog
Exons: 6
Coding region: 156-1223 (355 amino acids)
Biological process (GO): positive regulation of mitochondrial translation
Source: RefSeq, a predicted model, not a curated record